CAUUUUCAUUUUCUUUUCAAUUGUUUCAAUUUUCCUCUCUUAUGAUAAUUAGUUUUGUCUCCUUUUUGUUGACUAAUUUAUUUUCUAAUUAAAUUGAUUCUUUUAAUUAUGGUUAAAGGUUCACCUUCAAGUUCUAAAUUAAAUUGUACAGAUAAUGUAUGGAAACGUAUGUUUACUCCUAAUUCUUCAUGGGAAGAUAAGGACCAAUUUUUGGAUGUAAUUUAUUGGAGUAGACAAGUUUUGGCCAUUUUCAUGGGAAUUAUUUGGGGAUUUUUAGGAAUUACCGGCUUCUUUGGUAUAUCUUCUUUUGUUGCUCUUAAUUCAAUAGCAGUUUAUUUGUAUUCAGUAAGAUUUAACAAUGACACUGAAGAUAUAAUGGAAUUUGUGAAAGAAGGUUUCAUGACAUCAUUUGCUGGAUUUCUGGUGACAUGGACCAUGAUGUAUUCAGCGAUUUAUUUUUAACAUCAAUUUACUCAAAAUUUGAUUUAGAUAAUUGUCUAGAUAUUUUUGAUUUUUGUAUAAAUUAUUUCUUAUUGGUUAACUGAAACCAAUUGAAUAAAUGGAUUGUCAUUCAA
Messenger RNA from Panonychus citri (citrus red mite), 575 nucleotides. RefSeq names its product respirasome Complex Assembly Factor 1-like. Lineage: Eukaryota; Metazoa; Arthropoda; Arachnida; Trombidiformes; Tetranychidae. The record is from RefSeq and is a predicted model, not a curated record. The coding region runs from base 109 to 462 and encodes 117 amino acids. Gene Ontology annotation, biological process: mitochondrial respirasome assembly. The transcript is spliced from 5 exons.